Messenger RNA from Acanthopagrus latus (yellowfin seabream), 6897 nucleotides. Its product is annotated as protocadherin-9. Bases 1353 to 4634 code for a protein of 1093 amino acids. Gene Ontology annotation, molecular function: calcium ion binding. NCBI's taxonomy places the organism in Eukaryota, Metazoa, Chordata, Actinopteri, Spariformes, Sparidae. The transcript has 4 exons. The record is from RefSeq and is a predicted model, not a curated record. Gene Ontology annotation, cellular component: plasma membrane. Gene Ontology annotation, biological process: homophilic cell-cell adhesion.
CAUCAUCAUCACCGUCGUCAUCAUCACCCCCCCUCCAGCCUCGGCUUUUUUUUUUUUUUUUUUUGGUAAAGCGUCUCUCUGCAGCCUGCAGCAUCUUCACGGAGCAUCUCGCCGCGGACAACCCUCCGGUCCCGCGCUAAGUGACGCGGCUCCGGGCCAAUCGCGUCGCGGCUCGGGCUGCCGACGCCACUGAAGGAGAGGGGCGGCGUCCAAUGACGAGGGUCGGCGGGGCGGGGGGUUGGGGGUGCGAAGGAGAGGAGGGGGGCGGGUGGCGGCGUCGGUGUUGGUGUACUUCACCACCCCUCCUAUGGGUUUACACAGAGUUAGUGCAAGAUAUUCUGCUCUGGGAGUGAGAGUGCAAGGAUAAACGGCACAUACACGCUGCGCAUCGGUCUCACACUGAACCGCCUCUAUAUGGAGGUUUCCAAGUGGGAUCGACUCUGAGGUUGUUGUUUUUUUCUCCCAGAUUUUUUUUGUCCUCCUCUUCGUGAUCUUUUGGGGGGUUUUUUUUAAAUUUUUUUUUUUUUUUAACCUUGUCUAUACGCCGGCUGAUCAUCGAUGGUUCUUCUUGGUGAACUUGAAUCAUGACGGGACACGAGUGUCUCCUCCUGCCAUCACCUCGGCGGCGACUUCACCUUAACAGGUAGCCGGGAGGGAGAGAAGAAGAAGAAGAAGAAGAGAGGGAGAGAAAAAAAAACAAAAAAAACAAAACAAAACAAAAAAAACGCCGGGUUGUGUCGGGACGUGCACUGGGAGAUGAGAUUUGAUAUUUCGUGGGACUAAUGGAAGACACCGCAAGCCGCUGACCGACCACCUGGCUGUGUCUGCUGGAGAGCGCCGCUGAUCGCCGCAAUCACCGCAGGUCUCACCGUCAAGAUCCUGUCCGCUCCCGAAGUUAAACGGGGGAAACGGAACUGCGACAUAUGCAGCCUCUUAAUUUUUACCCCAGUUUGUGCGACCAGCUGCUUUUUUUUCAAACCCAAAACCUGCUCUAGAGUCUGAUCACUCCUGCGGGGACGAUUAUUAUUUCCCUCUGUCGCUCUCCCUCUUUUUUAUUUUCUUUUCCUUUCCCCCUGGAUCUCAAAAGCUUGAUCUGACAGAGGAGGAUAUCUUUACCCGAAUAAGCUCGCAGGCACCGCGGAUGAGAAGACUAUGAGCUGACACACUCCAGGGUUUUUUUUUUUUUUCCUCUCUCUCUUCUUCUUCUCCUGCGCUGAAACGGAUUUUGGGGGUUUUGUCCGGGGGGGAAGAUUCCUAACCACCACAUGCCAGGGAGUUGCUGCCUGUGACAGCGUCGCAAAAGAAAGAAAACCUUUUUGAGUUGUGAGGGCUGGAAAUACAUUUAUACCGUCAUGGAUCUAAAAGACUAUUACCUGUUGGGCGCCCUGCUCGCCUGCAUAUGGCUAGAUCCUUCAAUAGCCCAAGAGCUAAUCUACCCCAUCAGAGAGGAGUUGCAAGAGAAUGUCCUCAUUGGAAACAUACCAAAGGACCUAAACAUUUCCCAUACAAAUGCCGCCACCGGAGCAAGUGCUAAUCUGGUGUACCGGCUCGUCUCCAAAGCGGGAGAUAACCCGCUGGUGCGUGUUCUGAGCAGCACUGGCGAGAUAUUCACAACAUCAAACCGAAUCGACAGGGAGAAGUUGUGCCCCGGUCCCUCGUUUGAGGACAGCGAGUGCUCCUUUGAAAUUGAAGUGGUCAUCCUGCCUAAUGAUUAUUUCAGGCUGAUUAAGAUCAAAAUAAUUGUCAAAGACACAAACGAUAAUGCCCCCAUGUUCCCGUCCCCUGUGAUCAACAUCUCCAUCCCCGAGAACACGCUCAUUAACAGCCGCUUCGCCAUUCCCUCUGCCACUGACCCAGACACCGGCCCCAACAGUGUGCACAAAUACGAGCUUAUCAACGGGCAAAGUGCCUUCGGCUUAGACAUAGUGGAAACGCCUGAGGGGGAGAAGUGGCCUCAGCUCAUUGUGCAGCAGAAUCUGGACAGAGAGCAGAAGGAUACAUACGUGAUGAAGAUCAAAGUGGAGGACGGGGGCAGUCCGCAGAAAUCCAGUACUGCCAUCCUCCAAGUUACUGUAACAGAUGUCAAUGACAACCGGCCGGUGUUUAAAGAGGGGCAGAUAGAAGUGCACAUACCAGAGAACUCCGUCAUUGGCACGUCGGUUGUGCAGCUUCAGGCCACAGAUGCAGACAUAGGGGCAAACGCAGAGAUACGUUACGUAUUUGGGACUCAGGUGUCACCUGCUACAAAGAGACUCUUUGCAUUAAAUACAACAUCUGGCCUAAUUACUGUGCAGAGGCCCCUGGACAGAGAGGAGACAGCUAUUCAUAAGCUCUCUGUUCUCGCCAGCGAUGGCAGCUCCAGUCCUGCCAGAGCUACUGUUACCAUAAAUGUGACUGAUGUUAAUGACAAUCCACCUAAUAUAGACCUGAGAUACAUAAUCAGCCCCAUUAAUGGCACUGUUUUCCUCUCAGAGAAGGAUCCCAUCAAUACCAAGAUAGCUCUCAUCACAGUGUCAGACAAAGAUACUGACAUCAACGGCAAGGUCAUUUGCUUCAUAGAGAAGGAUGUGCCCUUCCACUUGAAAGCCGUGUACGACAACCAGUAUCUGCUAGAGACAUCUGCGCUUCUCGACUACGAAGGGACCAAGGAAUACAACUUUAAAAUUGUCGCCUCUGACUCUGGGAAACCGAGCUUGAAUCAGACGGCUUUGGUGCGAGUGAGGCUGGAGGAUGAGAAUGACAACCCCCCUAUUUUCACUCAGCCGGUUAUUGAGCUGGCUGUCAUGGAGAACAACAAACGUGACCUGUUCCUCACCACUCUUAGCGCCACCGACGAGGACAGCGGGAAAAACGCGGAGAUAGUUUAUCAGCUGGGACCGAAUGCAUCAUUCUUUGAUCUCGACCGCAAAACCGGGGUCCUGACGGCAUCAAGGGUUUUUGACAGGGAGGAUCAGGAUAGGUUUCUCUUCACCGUGACGGCAAGAGAUAAUGGAACGCCCCCUCUGCAAACGCAGGCAGCUGUUAUUGUAACUGUGCUGGAUGAAAAUGAUAACAACCCCAAGUUCACACAUAACCACUUUCAGUUCUUUGUGUCUGAGAAUCUUCCUAAAUACAGCACCGUGGGGGUGAUAACUGUGACAGAUUCGGAUGCCGGAGAAAACGCUGCUGUUUCUCUUUCCAUACUGAACGACAAUGAGAACUUCAUACUGGAUCCUUACUCCGGGGUGAUAAAAUCAAACGUGUCAUUUGACCGGGAGCAGCAGAGCUCCUACACCUUCGACGUCAGGGCUGUGGACAGUGGCAGGCCUCCGUGCUCCUCAGCCGCCAAGGUGACCAUCAAUGUCAUCGACGUGAACGACAACACGCCCAUCGUCAUCUACCCCCCCUCCAACACGUCUUUCAAACUCGUCCCCCUCUCGUCCAUCCCGGGAUCUGUGGUAGCGGAGGUGUUCGCUGUGGAUGGCGAUACAGGGAUGAAUGCGGAACUGAAGUACACCAUCGUGAGUGGAAACAACAAAGGUCUGUUCAGAAUUGACCCUGUCACAGGGAAUAUCACUCUGGAGGAAAAACCAGCAGUGACUGACAUAGGCUUACACAGAUUAGUAGUCAAUAUCAGUGACCUGGGUUAUCCCAAAUCCCUCCAUACUCUGGUGCUGGUAUUCCUGUACGUCAAUGACACUGUGGGCAACUCCACACUUAUCUAUGAUCUCAUCCGACGCACGAUGGAGACCCCAAUUGACCGAAACAUUGGUGAAAGCAGUGAAACUUAUCAAAGUGGUGAUUAUUUAACCAUAAUGAUAGCUUUUGUUACCGGCGCCUUAGUGGUGAUUAUUGUCAUCUUUGUCACUGUGCUGCUACGCUGCCGCCACGCUUCCAGGUUCAAGGCUGCACAGAGGAAGAAACAGGGGGCUGAGUGGAUGUCCCCCAACACAGAGAACAAGCAGAACAAGAAGAAAAAGCGCAAGAAAAGGAAAUCCCCCAAAAGCUCCUUGCUCAACUUUGUCACCAUCGAGGGGAACAAACCUGACGAUCCUGCCCACGAGCCAAUCAACGGAACCAUCAGCCUGCCCACCGAGCUGGAGGAGCAAGGGAUUGGACGCUUUGAUUGGAAUGCCACACCUACCACGACCUUCAAACCCAGCAGCCCAGACCUGGCCCGGCACUACAAGUCCGCUUCGCCGCAGUCGGCCUUCCACCUCAAGGCCGACACGCCGGUCUCGGUGAAGAAGCAUCACGUGAUUCAGGAGCUCCCGUUGGAUAACACAUUUGUCGGGGGCUGUGACACGCUUUCCAAGAGGUCCUCCACGAGCUCCGACCACUUCAGUGCCUCAGAGUGCAGUUCCCAAGGAGGGUUCAAGACGAAGGGGCCCAUGCACACCAGACAGCAGGGAACAUUAACUCGUGCCCGAACUGAACUGAACCCUGAAUAUCUGGACCUCCGUCCCCGAGCCGAGCUGAACCCUGAAUAUUGGACCCCUUGCACCCCUUUAGCCUGUGAAGACAAGUCGGAGAGAGGAGGUGUGCCAUUUUUCUCCAACCGCCAACCAACAAAAUGUAACAGCUCCUCUGCACUGGAGAGAUCACCUUUCCCUCAAAGGCCCCAGAAGCAGCGGCACCUUCUUUGUGACUCCUGAGAUGAAUGUUUUGAAGGGACAUCAAGAGCAUAUACUGUACUGCAUACUCAAGCUGCAGCAUCUUGCAGUCAGCAUCUUAUUUUCCCCCUCUAAUGUACACAACCUCCCCGACUUCCUUUUCUCUUUUGUAGUUAUUAUGUGUUAAGCUGUUAUGGGAGCGUGAGUGAAUCUUUUUUUGUAAUUGAGCUUAUUUCCACAAAGAGAUUUUGAUAACAUCAAGCUGCUGCAUUUUACCCACGUAAAACCUCCUGCUGACACCUCCUGGUAAUAGGCUUGUCUCAGACACAAAGGGCUGAGCUUGACAUCUACCUUGUGAUGUCAAGGGUUGUUGGCAGGUUGAUGGACAACCAAGAAUGGCAGCGUUGCCCCCUCGCUACCUAAUUAGCUCAUAGAAGGAAAUGACUGUGAAUUCAGCGAGGUUUGCACUUAUCUAAAAAUUUCAAUCCUCCUGCAGAUAGCUGUUUUUCACCAAGCUGGCCUUCCGGGCAGGACUGUUGUCAGGAAAAGGAGCCGUUUGAAUCGGCACGAUAAACACAGAUCUUAUCAAGCGCCCGGGCCACUUGCCCUGAAAGAUGUAUGAGAUCAUAAUGGAAUUCUUGAUAUUUGAUAAAAGAAUUAAUAUUACAAAUGCCCAAGCUUGGAAAUGCUGGAUCUAAGUGUGCAGCAUGUCCAGUGAAGAGAUUAAAAGGGCAAAAAAAUUGGGUGUCAUGGGACCAAACAUUUAUCAGCUCAGCUUCUCACAGAAGUAGAAGCCAGGCGACCCUGAAAAAGCUGCCAGCGUCGCACAGGGCAGAGCAGAGAGUCUGUUUUGUAAUGGAUGGAGGAUUUUUUUCUUUAUAUAUUCAGUACACAUAAACACAUCAGAGCACACCUCGCUUGGGGGAGGCGACAGGGGCUGCAGAGAGAGUGUGUAGUGGCAUAGAAUUACCAUGAAUAAUUAAAAGACUGGUGUGGGCAUUCUGGUAGCUCUUUGAUUGACUCUGAAAGCCCCAGGAAGAAAUUGGCAGAUGAGAGCAAACUGCAAAAUGGCCAGCUCUUUGCUCUCAGCUCCCUGCCUAAGAUUUGCUCAGCUAAAACCUUGAAUCAGCAGUGUGCUAGGGGGCCCUUUUUGUGUCUGCCUGCCCCAGAGUCAGAUCCAAAUUCUGCUCAUCAAAAAAGAAAAAAAAAUGAGAAAAAAUACAGGGAACAUAAGUUGGCAUGUGGGCACUCGGAGGUGACGCGCUUGGUUUUCUUGGGCUUUUUUUUCGUUUGAUCAUCCAUUCAUCAGUGUAAAUGAAAGGCUGGAAAGCGGUUUAAGAUGUUAUUCCCCUCAACAGCUUUUUGGCUAUUACAUGCAUUCUAGUCUCACAUUCAUAGUUACAGUCACGUAACAGUAUUACAGAAGAACAAAAAUGGCUGACAUAUGUCAGUGCUAGGGGGGAUUGGCCCGUGGGGUGUCAUCGUCAAAUUUGCUGAGUGCACAGGAAGGAGAGGUCAACAGGGACUGGGGCUUGGCAGCAGCCCCUCACCUUCCCAGAGUGUCCGGAUGUGGGCGGCAUCCCAUUACUCAUCCAUAUCAUUUUGCCAAGCCAGCACCAAUGUCCUUAGAUAUGUGACAUGAAGGCCAUUCAGCUAAAUGAAACCUGCAGGUGACUCAUGUUGUUCUGUUAUAGGCCAGUGCCAGUCACCAAGAUGCCUGUGAACAGUUAGAUUUUUUUCAAGGUGUUUCUUGGCGUUAGAGUGUUGCCAUUUAUUUGAAUAUUGAAAUAUAUUGCUGUUGCCUGAUGCUGAAAUGCAACAGGUUCAGUCUUCGCUUUACUUCAUCCUUGUGAUUUUGUCUGCUCUUCAUUUUAUUAGAUUUGCUCGCAGUCCUCCCUUCUUCCAGAUUUUACCAAUGACGUCUUUUAUUGUCUCUUGCUGUUGCCUUCGGCAUGAGAAAAGUUGUACAGUAUGCAGAAGAUUCACUGUCAGCAUGUUGCCAUGGUUAGUGUUCAAGACAGAAGCUUUAUGCAUGAAUGAAAUCAUGAAGAAUAACUGAGACUACAAACAAAGCGGGGUGGACACAAGGAAAUGCGCAAAAUCUGACCAUUACCUUAAAACAUUCAUUUUUUCCUCUGUGGCCUGGUGAAAACAUCCAGUAAACCCUUUCAGUAUCGCUUGGUAAUAAAUGCAUGUCAUGUUUCUACACACUUAUUAUAGAAUCUCGGGGAGCUGAAAUCAAAUACAUUUUUUUGUUGUUGUAUUGUGGAAUGUAAAUUAUUUCUUUAAGUUUAGUGUUGGUAGU